Messenger RNA from Priapulus caudatus, 2245 nucleotides. Its product is annotated as forkhead box protein D3-like. NCBI's taxonomy places the organism in Eukaryota, Metazoa, Priapulida, Priapulimorpha, Priapulimorphida, Priapulidae. The transcript has a single exon. The record is from RefSeq and is a predicted model, not a curated record. The coding region runs from base 466 to 1917 and encodes 483 amino acids. Gene Ontology annotation, molecular function: DNA-binding transcription factor activity, RNA polymerase II-specific; RNA polymerase II cis-regulatory region sequence-specific DNA binding. Gene Ontology annotation, biological process: cell differentiation; regulation of transcription by RNA polymerase II; anatomical structure morphogenesis.
ACGGCGACCUGCCGCACAACACAUUGCCGUGUCGCUACCGAACGUCGGGCAAAAAACAGUUCACAGUUUGCACCGUAUUCCGUCUGUAAUAUUAGAGUUGCAGCGUUUGGCAGCUGCGCGCGGACUGUACACGACAUCGCUUCAGCUGCCUCGCAGAAAGAAGGACAGAAAGAGAGAGAGAGAACCGAGGACGAUUUAUCUGUUCUGCGGUCGCCGAGCGUACUACCUAUUCUGUACGCGUGUGUGUGUGGGUGUUUGUUUGUGUCUGUCUGUGUGUGUGUGUGUGUGUGUGUGUGUGUGUGUGUCUGUGUGUGUGACUGCGGCGCGCUGACGCGGACUUGCGAUUGGUGAUUGCGCGUGUCGCACGUUACCGGCCGCUAGCUCUGUAAAGCUGACAGACGGAGAGCGCGCACGAACACCGCCCGGUCGCCGUCGUUCAUGCACGCCUGAGCGCGUCGCUGCUUGAUGUGCGACGACGACGACGACGCCGCUGACAGCGCCGCCAUGCUACCGAUGAGGAUGCCCUGCACGGCGGAAGAGAUCAGCUUCCACAACUCGAACAAUGGCUUCAAGCAUCUUAUGUCGGCCGCCGCCCCGCCGGACGGAGCCGCCACCGACGACCCGUCGCCGACCAGCGACGUCGCCAGCGACGGUCGCGUCGUCGGCCACGAACACGCGCUGCUGCUGCUGCCGUGCCCGAAGAGAAGCGAGACGCCGGUGAACGUCGACGACGACGAUGACGACGACGUCGCCGACGACGACGACGCGUUCGUCGGCGACCUGGAUAGCGACAACUGCGACGCGAUGCGACACGCCGAGGAGGGUUCCGACGGCGAGAUGACGAGCUUCAAGGUCGAGUCGGAGGCGGACAGCGGGAAGGAGAAUCGAGAGGAGGGCGGCGACGACGAGGGCGGCAACGGGGAGCAGAAGGCGAAGGGUAACACGGUGAAGCCGCCCUACUCGUACAUCGCACUCAUCACCAUGUCGAUCCUGCAGUCUCCGUCGAAGAAGCUGACGCUGUCCGGCAUCUGCGAUUUCAUCAUGAACCGCUUCCCGUUCUACCGCGAGAAGUUCCCGGCGUGGCAGAACAGCAUCCGACACAACCUGUCGCUGAACGACUGCUUCGUGAAGAUCCCGCGCGAGCCAGGAAACCCGGGCAAGGGCAACUACUGGACGCUCGACCCGGCCAGCGAGGACAUGUUCGACAACGGCAGCUUCCUGCGACGCCGCAAGCGAUACAAGCGCACGCAGCCCGACCUGAUGCGCCAGCCGACGGCCUUCAUGGCGGCGACGUCGCCCUACGGUCAUCAGUUCCUGCACGGACACCACCCGCACGCCGGCCUGCCCUACCCGUACAUGUCGCCGAUGCCGACGCCCGUGCAGCUGAUGACGCGAGGCGAGCUGGACAGGAGCACGCUGAACCCGCUCGCCUACAACACGGGCGUGUCGUCGAUGCCGUCGGCCGUGUGCAAGCCGUCGCCGUCAGCGCGUCCGCCCGGCGCCGUGUUCAGCAUCGACAACAUCAUCGGCAACCACGACAGCAGUCCGGCGCAGCUGCAGCAGCUGCUGCACGGUCGCGGCGCUAACUCUGCCUUCACGGCGGCCAUGCCGCUAGCCGGCGUCACGGCGGCCGACGUCGAGAAAUACCACCGACAGCUCGCCGCCGGCAACCUGCUCGGCCUGUCGCCGGCCGACUUCGAGCAGUACCGCCAGCUGGCGCUGGCGAGCGCCGCCGGACUGAGUGCGGUCGAGCUGGAGAAGUACCGACAGUUUCUUCCGAAUCCGGCCGCCGUCGAUUUCGAGAAAUAUCGGCAGCUGCUUGGGCAGCAUGCCGACGCCGCCGACAAGCACGGCCGCAUGAUGGACAGAGUCGGACCAGCGAUCGGUACGGGCGUGCCCGUGUCCAUGUGGCGCUGACCCCCGCGCGGCGGUCACCGGCCGUGACGUCACCGCUGACCCCUUCCCCGCUAUGCGGGCGCUGCGCCGCCGGGACCUCAUCUCAGGUGUUUGUAAAUACAGGACCAGAAACACUCGUGCAGCAGCGACGAUACGAUCAUUCGCGUGCAAUUGAUUUGUGAGACGAGAGAAGCGAGAGAGAGAGGGAGAGGGAGAGAGAAGGGGAGACAAGUGCUACACAUGAUGGUGUGGUAUACCCGGACAGAAAGACGCUCUCUUCCGCUCAGACAUCGGCAAGCUACAUAUAUGUAAUUAUAUGCAGACAUAUUAUUUAUAUAUACGUGUGCGU